Messenger RNA from Dentiscutata erythropus, 256 nucleotides. NCBI's taxonomy places the organism in Eukaryota, Fungi, Glomeromycota, Glomeromycetes, Diversisporales, Gigasporaceae. The record is from the annotation of a GenBank genome assembly.
AUGUCAAUAUUUUAUAAUUUCAAACUUGUAGCAAUUGUUGCCAAAGACAAGCUACCAAAAAUUAUUGAUAUAGAUUACUUGGGUCAUAUUUUUUCAGAGUUAUUAGAAGAUAUACAAGAAAAUGGUCUAGAAUUUCAUUUCUGUUAUGAAAUAAUUAUCGAUGAUCAUAGCUUAACUAAAGAGAUUGCAAAUAAUGUUGUUGAAUUAAUCAAAGAUAUUAAUAAGUACAAUUGGAUAUACAAUCACUAUUAUACAG